Cladophialophora immunda is the source of this 984-nucleotide messenger RNA. RefSeq names its product V-type proton ATPase proteolipid subunit 2, variant. Gene Ontology annotation, cellular component: proton-transporting V-type ATPase, V0 domain. The record is from RefSeq and is a predicted model, not a curated record. The coding region runs from base 316 to 750 and encodes 144 amino acids. Gene Ontology annotation, molecular function: proton-transporting ATPase activity, rotational mechanism. Gene Ontology annotation, biological process: proton transmembrane transport. The transcript has 3 exons. Lineage: Eukaryota; Fungi; Ascomycota; Eurotiomycetes; Chaetothyriales; Herpotrichiellaceae.
CUUCCCACCCAUUGCAAGCUUCAUCGGCAGAACGUUACCCGCAAGGUGCUUUGGAGCACCCGCCAUCCCUCCUACACCCUUUUGACCUCUGCUCUUCUCCGACAACUUACCUUCAAACACAGAAAUCUGACACCAUGGCGACAAUCACAGAAGGACCUGGCAGUGAACUCACGCCCAACUUUGCUCCCUUCUUUGGCAUGGCCGGAAUCGCCUCUGCUGUACGUGGACCGAGCCUCAAACAAUCCAAACAGUCUCUGCUAACCUCUCACGCGCCCUAGAUGAUCUUUGGCUGUAUGGAUUUGGAAGAAUAGUGGAAUGAUGCAAGAGAUACUGAGCAGUCGCACAGGUAUUGGCGCCGCCUAUGGCACCGCGAAAUCAGGCAUCGGAAUUGCUGGUGUGGGAACUUACCGCCCUGACUUGAUCAUGAAGUCCCUCAUCCCCGUCGUCAUGUCCGGAAUCAUCGCCGUCUACGCCCUUGUCAUCGCAGUCCUCAUCGCUGGAGACAUGGGACCCCCGCCCCAGCAGAAUUACAGCUUGUUUACCGGAUUCAUGCACCUAGCUUCCGGAUUAAGUGUUGGUCUUGCUGGUCUGGCAGCGGGCUAUGCCAUCGGGAUUGUGGGAGAUAUGGGUGUGAGAUGUUACAUGCAGCAAAGCAGGAUAUUUGUGGGCAUGGUGCUCAUUUUGAUCUUCGGGGAGGUCCUGGGGCUCUAUGGAUUGAUUGUGGGAUUGAUCUUGCAUUCGAAGAGUUGAAUUGCUGCCGGCGAUCCCCCAGGAAGGCAUGCGUGUUCGCAAUUAAAAAGCCAGUACUUCAAGAAUAGAGCCAGCUGUUUCCAGUAUGAAAAGGGAAGGGUUCGGAGCUACGAUAUAUCGCAUCUUGCAACUACAAAUGCUAUAUGCGCCUACUGCAGGAAUUUCCCAAGAUUGCCGCCAAUAUGCUCCAAAUCCAAGAGGAAUGUAUCGUGCCCGAACAAACUGAUAUCCUCG